Messenger RNA from Annulohypoxylon maeteangense, 2616 nucleotides. RefSeq lists its product as uncharacterized. Bases 1 to 2406 code for a protein of 801 amino acids. The transcript is spliced from 2 exons. The record is from RefSeq and is a predicted model, not a curated record. NCBI's taxonomy places the organism in Eukaryota, Fungi, Ascomycota, Sordariomycetes, Xylariales, Hypoxylaceae.
AUGUUCAGCUCAUCGGCGUAUGGCCACCACCAGGGCCAUCAGCCUACGCCGCUUGAUCCUAAGGCUCGUGAGUUCGCUCCAGUCGGCGGGCAAGCAUGUGACCCCGUUCAGGAUGCCACGUUCAUCACGCGCACUAUUCCAGACAUUCCACCCGGAAGCCACGUUAUCGGACUCUGUACCGUGCCCCUCGAGCGAGCAGGUAUGGAUAAUCUUGGUUGGCAUAUUGUAGACUUCUUGGCGUUUAAAUACCUUCUUCACGAUGAGGUAAAUCCUGGAUCACAAGAUUGGCUGGCUCAUUGCGAUAUUGUCGGCAUAGUCAACAACAAUCCCGAUCUCUACGUUCACGGCAAGGAGCGCCGAAUUGUCCUUGGAGCCGAAGGAACUGGCUACCAAGGAACAUAUUAUUCUCACGGCGCCGAUUUGAAGGUCCAGACAGAUCGCCAGAAGCUAAUGGCGGAUUUCCUCAUUGCUUGUUCCGUCAAGGCGCAUUUAUCUAAGCAGUCAGGUACUCCUCUGAUUAUUAUAGUCUGUGGCCCGAGUACCAUUGAGCAGGACGUCUUCUUCGGCGAGACCAAUCCAGUCCAUCAUUUGAAGAGUCAAUCCAUAUGCCAUGCGAUUGGUGGAGAUGUCGAGGCCAUUAUGGUAACACCCUCCAUGUUCUCUGCUGGGUGGCAGGUAAAUCCAUCCUUCACCCAAUCUCCGUGUCAGGUGCGCGCCGAUCGCAACGAAUUCCUCGCAAGGCAAUUCGGCGGCGUUUUUACAAGGUCCCAUAUGAGACACUUCGUAGGGUUAGCCUGUCCUUUACUCGGCGGUGAUGGUAUGAAUAUGAAAGAGGUAAAACAGAAGUUUUCCAAUCCUUUCAUACUUUCUGAUGAGCAGAGAGAGUUUCUUGCAGAUUUAAAGGUGGCCAUCCACCGUUCUCUUACUGGCCGAUUGUCUGCUGAGAACGGCAAUCAUUCCUUUAACUUUGAGACCGAACAUGACGAUUGGGAGAAACUAAUUGGUCCUCGCAAGUACCUUUCACUAGAGGAUUAUCGCAAGAAGUGGAAGAAGCUCGAAGUAAGCACUCGAAUCGUAGAUUGCGAGCGCUUCAAAUUCUUCGGGGAUGCGUUUGGCGGUAACAAGAACUCGCAGAUUGUUCACCUGAAACACCUCACCAAGGAGGCAUUCGAGGCUUGGCCUGCAUAUUGGGACUUGCCGGCUAGCAAUGAAGCUAAGACAGUACUUAAGAAACUCCUCGAUGAUAAGGAUGUUGAUGAGAACUUUUGCCAUGAGAUCUUCACCGUUGCUGAACAUCGCGCUACGUUAACCGUCCUCGGAGAUAUCACCAUUCGCUCCCUGGAUAUUCCACAACCGACUGAAGAUCGAAGCAGAGAUUGGAACGAGAAGAUCGACUUUCAAGUUGUUGCUGCACCAUAUAACGAGAUCAUAUGCUGGAUCCCUGAUGUUUUUGUGCCUCCUGGAGUUAACCCGGAUCCUCUUCGGGCCAUUCAGAAGUACUUCGACUACCCGGUCUUCUAUUUAGCCCUAGCCGUCGUACGCUACCAAAAUCUCAUUGGUGGGAGCGUGGGUCCGAUUACAGAACGCAUCCAUGGCCUUCUCAAAGCUGCAAAAUCUCGACAGAUUGAACUACUCUGUAGCGUUCCUGAGGUUCAGCAGAAGUGCAUAGUAUGGCUCAAGGCCAUAAACAUGCCCAUCCGUGGUCUGGAGGAGAGUUCUGCUGCCGUGAGUCAACUUGAGGCACCAACGCAAGCCGCAAUCGAAAGUGACGAGACUUUGAUCCAUGAUGCUCAACCCCAAUCACUCGCAGAGCUACAAGGCACCCUAAUACGUGAUAUGGUAGAUGGACAGAUGAUCGCAGGCCUAUCUACCGAGAAGAAGACUGAGGCGGAGAUCGAGGAUUACCUCGAUAAGAACUCUGGUGCACGGGAAGCGGUAGAUUUUUUACUUGAGAAGGAUUGCAACGAAUCAAUGCAGUCUCUUAUCGGGGGCCAAAGGAGACUAUGCAAGUCAUUGCAAAAAGCGCCCAAUGAUGAUUAUUUGUUGUCAAUGAAACGAGACCUUGAUUACGUUUCUCAAAAGAUUCUCAACAAGCUCGAGAAGCGCGAGCGCGUCAAUGCCCAGACGAACCUUCCACCCCAGCAGCAGGGACAACCGCCUGAGGAAUGGGUAGCCCCUCAUCUUCGACGCAAGGUCAGGAAUGUGGCUGAGACGAACAAGGAGAACAACCCAGGCAUGUCAUCUUACCAGGGUAGUAGCUCGCACAUGGAACCUGAAGGUGAUCAAUCAACGAGUAACCAGACGUCAGCUUUGGCUCCACGCAGCCCAGGAAAGAAGAACAGGCAGAGACUUGAUGUAGAGACCCUUAUGCGUCGUCACAAUCGUAACCACGGAGGGGGGUGCUAACGGUGAUGAAGGGGGUGGUGCUGGUGGAGUAGCCCCUUAGGUGUUCCAUAAGGUCAUGGCUUGGCUGGUCAAGUAACCUGAAGUACCCCUCUUGUUUGUGCGGGAAACGGGUCGUUGGCCUUCUAGGUUCGGUACGAAUGGGCAAUACCUACUAGGUAUAUACGCCAAUGCAAUUUUCUUUGGGCUUUGAGAAGACUUGUCAUCUCUAUC